CGGAGAGCGGAUCUCCCACCGGCUCAGAGGCUAGGCAGAGGAGACAUCCGUACACUCAUCAUCCUUGUCUCUCCAUCUCUCUAUCCAUCCAUCCAUCUAUCCAUCCAGGUGAUCACUCCAUUCCGCAGGCUCAUCCUCUGUGCGGAGAACAGGAAAGAGAUGGAGGACUGGAUCAGCUCGCUGAAGUCCGUCCAGUCCAGAGAGCAUUACGAGGUAAGACCCGAUCCAUUCUUUCUUCUCUAUAGCAACAGAUCCACGGCCUGUGUGAGAGCGAGAUAGAAAGAGGGUCGAGAAUAAGAGAGGAGGCAUGGAGAGGGGGAAGGAGAGAAUUGGGAAAAGGAGAGGAGACGGAAUGAGAAGGAGAGAGGUGGUAUGCAGGGUGUUGCAGAAAACAAUAGAUAUUUGAUCUGAGCAUUGGUUUACUGUGGAGGCUUAUGAUGAUGUCAGUUGUUGCUGUUUGGAGUGCCGUUAUAUUUUGUUGUGAUAUUGCUGUGUUUCUAUUGUUUAUUUUGGAGAUGUGUGUGAGCGGCAGGGUAGUGUAGUGUACGCAGUGGGGCCCGUGCUCUGUAGCGUGCAGUAGACUGGAACAUCUAUUUCACCCACUGAGGGUGGUCGUGGCUGCCCAGCUCACAGGAGGCAUACACACAUGCAUAUGCACACACACACUCACGUACACACACGCGCACGUGCGCGCACACACACACACACAGACAUACACACAUAAACUCAAAGCAGUCUCACCAAACAGUGUUGUAUAUACAGAAAGGCUUUACAGGUUUUUACCAUCUAGUGUCUGUCUCCGCUCUCCUUACUCUCUGUGUGUCUUCCCUUACGGAAAAACCACAUGAUUUCACAUGUUACAUUUCUACAUGUUUUGCACUCAUGUGGAAUCAUGUGAAACCAUGUGGUUUUGGAACACUUCACAUGUGAUGAUAUUUCACAUUAAGUUUCACAUGUGGAUUUUCACAUGAUCACAUAACCUUUCACAUCUGAAACCAUGUGGUUUUGGAACACUUUGCACGUGAUGAUAUUUCAAAAUGUUAUUUCACAUAUGGAUAUAUUUCACAUGAGAUUUCACAGGUGAUGCCCUGCAAACAGAAAUUAGUCAUUAGGAUGUCCACGAAACCUCACGCAAUUGCAGUGUUUACAAUUUACAUAUUUGACAUACACUACAUGACCAAAAGUAUGUGGACACCUGCUCCUGUCCACAUCUCAUUCCAAAAUCAUGGGCAUUAAUAUGGAGUUGGUCCACCCUUUGCUGCUAUAACAUCCUCCACUCUUCUGGGAAGGCUUUUCACUAGACGUUGGAACAUUGCUGCGAGGACUUGCUUCCAUUCAGCCACAAGAGCAUUAGUGAGGUCGGGCACUGAUAAUGGGCAAUUAGGCCUGGCUCGCAGUCGAUGUUCCAAUUUAUCCCAAAGGUGUUCGAUCGGGUUGAGGUCAGGGCACUGUGCAGGCUAUUCAAGUUCUUCCACACUGAUCUCGACAAACCAUUUCUGUAUGGACCUCACUUUGUGCACGGGGGCAUUGUCAUGCUGAAACAGGAAAGGGCUUUCCCCAAACUGUUGCCACAAAGUUGGAAGCAAAGAAUCGUUUAGAAUGUAAUUGUAUGCUGUAGCGUAAACAUUUCCCUUCACUGAAACUAAGGGGCCUAGCCCGAACCAUGAAAAACAGCCCCAGACCAUUAUUCCUCCUCCAAACUUUACAGUUGGCACUAUGCAUUGGGGCAGGUAGCGUUCUCCUGGCAUCCGCCAGGGACUGCCAGAUAAUGAAGCGUGAUUCAUCACUGCAGAGAACGUGUUUACACUGCUCCAGAGUCCAAUGGCGGUGAGCUUUACACCACUCCAGCUAAUGCUUGAUAUCGCGCAUGGUCAUCUUAGGCUUGUGUGUGGCCACUCAUCCAUGGAAACCCAUUUCAUGAAGCUCCCGACGAACCGUUAUUGUGCUGACGUUGCUUCCAGAAGCAGUUUGGAACUCGGUAGUGAGUGUUGCAACCGAGGACAGACGAUUUUUACACGCUAUGUGCCUUCAGCACUCAGCAGUCCCAUUCUGUGCACUUGUGUGGCCUACCACUUCGUGGCUGAGCUGUUGUUGCUCAUAAACAUUUCCACUUCACAAUAACAGCACUUACAGUUGACCGGGGCAGCUCUAGCAGGGCAGAAAUUUGACGAACUGACUUGUUGGAAAGGUGGCAUCCUGUGAUGGUGCCACGUUGAAAGUCACCCUUCAGUAAGGCCAUUUUACUGAUCAUGUUUCCUAUGGAGAUUGCAUGGCUGUGUGCUUGAUUUUAUACACCUGUAAGCAACGGGUGUGGCUGAAAUAGCUGAAUCCACUAAUUUGAAGGGGUGUCCAUAUACUUUUGUGUAUAUAUAUAGUGUACAUGACUACAUUGUGUAUGUUUAUUUAUACAGUAAUUAUUAUUCAACAUGUCCUUACCUGGGAUUUGAACUCAUAACCUCUUGGUUUACGCCAUUCCAAUAUUCCUGCUAUGCCACCAUGUCUGUGUCAAAAACGAAUUUCACCUGUAUUUCUACACUUUGGAAAUCUCAGCUUUGUUAAAAAUACACUCAAGAAAAACGAUUAUAUUUAUCACAGUGAUUCAGGAGUAACAUUAAAACAGAAUAAUAUAUCCCACCAACAUUAGACAACUAUACAGAAAACCCUCAAAUUGCUGAAAUAAGUAAAUGUAAUCAAUGAUGAGAGAAUAGUCAGAUUAACCUAAGUGCAAAGAUGUAUAAUAGGUAAUGAAUCUGGAGGGGACUCUGUGGCACAGCAGAAAGAUCAGCAUACCCCAAAUCCAGAGGUUGUGAGUUCAAAUCCCAGGUGGGGUCAUAUUGAAAAGUCAGCACUAAGUGAUCAUGUCAAAUGUAAUCAUGUUGAUUAGAGAUGUUUACACUAUUUUAUCUGAGCAGCGUACCACUUACCUUAAACCUCCCAUACCAUUUCAUUACUUUCCUGACAAAAAAAAAACGUUUGAAAUGUGCAUAUACACAUGUGAAUUCAUAUUUGUUGUGAAAUCCCAUUUCACAAAUUUCACAUUUGAGCUGAAAUUUCCACAUGUGAAAACGAGACGGGAGGUCAGUUAGUUGUUGACGUGAAACUAUAUGUUCACAUGUAUUAAAUUUAGAGUUCACAUGUUAACACCACCUUUUCACAUGUGAGGAAAAUAAUAUGUUUUUGAAAUGUGCAGUUUCAAAUGUUAAAAACUUUCACGUGAAAACUUAACUAUCACAUGUGGAAAAACAUUCACGUGAAAAUCGAAUUUGCGGUUUUACAUGUGAAAAAUGGUUAAAAUGUCACGUGUAGUUUCAAGGUUUCACAUGUUGAAAUGUUGCAUCCAUGUUGUCACAUGUUUUCACAUGAGAUCAUGUUUUCAUAUGUGUAGUUUCAUGUUAUUACAUGUUGCUUUUACAUGUUGACACAUGUUAGCACAUUAACUUCACAUAAGAUCAUGUGAUCACAUGAAAUUACAUGUGAAACGUGAUCACAUGUCAAAUUCAUGUGGUUUUCCCGUAAGGGUUAGGACUCACUUGAUGAAGGAAAAAGAGCUUGGCACAAAAUAAUCCCUCAUAUCCUCUCUAACGAACCAAUUCAUCUUAUUACAACAGACAAAUAAGAGUGGCUGUUUGAUAUUCAUGCUUAAAAACAAUCAUUGUAAAAUCUCUACAUCAAGAUGAUUAUAACAGCAUUGCCAUUUAGAAAUGAUCAUUUUAAAAAUGUUUUGCCGUGACAAGAAACAUAUUACUGUUGAUUGUGGAUGACUGCAAUGCUAGUCUCCAGGCAGAUACAGGAUAUACUGUACAGUAGUGUGCCAGCACUGCAUAUUAAUGCCUUUGAUGUGGGAAUGAAAGAUGAUAUAAGAUUGUUUCCCUCUCUACCCCCUCUCCUCUCCACUGCAAUGCAGUAGCACCCCAGAGCCAUAGAGUAGAGCUACAGGUUCAGGAAACUAUACUCCCAUGUUGGAACCACAGGUUCCAUUCUAAUAGGGGGCGGGAAGGAUAGAUGGUAUGUUUGUAUGUGUGUGUCUGUGUGGUAUGAAUCCACAAACAUAUGUAAAAUGGAUAAUGGGCCAUUUUGGUAAUGAAGCCCUUUUUCUACUUACCCAGAGUCAGAUAAUGUCUCUGUGUGCAGUUUGAAUGUAGUUUCUGAGCCAUUGCUAAAUUAUUGUCUCAAGGAAAAACUAGCUAGCUCCUCUCAAAAGAAGGGAAAAAACCUUCUAACUACUCUAAAGGUUGGUCAUUUCUAGUCUUUCAAAGCUGCUAUCAAGUAGUUGCCAAAAUGUUGCACUAUCCCUUUAAGUAAAGAUUUUGUUUAUUAAAGUAUGGUUAAAUCUUUCUUCUAAUCUACAUUGUAAAAGUAUGAAAUUAUUGUAUAAAGUAUAGUAAAAUAAUGUCAAAUGAAGUCAAUGUUUGCAAAUGCUUGUGUAAAAUGCUUGUGUAUAGGCUCUAUUUUGCUCACCCCAAACAGCACUGAGCUGUGCAAAAACAUUGUACAUUGUACACUGCAGUGCAAUUUUUAUUUAAAAAAAUCCCACUUUUCUUUAACUAUGUCUUUGAGAAAUAAGAAUUUCAGUAAAUGGUGUGAAAAUGCAUUACACACAAUUCAAUCAAUGUUUACUAGAUGUGGAACACCCUUUGGAUACUGUGCCAUCUAUUUCUACGGUUCUAUUCAAAAUGUUAAAGGUCCAAUGAAGACAUUUUUAUCUCAAUAGAAAAGCAUUUCUGGGGAAGAAUUAAGUACUUUACUGUGAUUAUUUUAGAUUAAAAUUGUCAAAAAUAAACAAAAAUAGCUUCUUAGCUAAGAGCAAUUCUCAAGCAGGAAUUUUGCUAGGACUGUCUGGGAGUUGUCUGAGUGGGAAGGGAAAACUGAAAAUGUUUUAGAAAGGUUUGGAACUCUCUUUCUUAUUGGUCUAUUAACUAAUUUACCGCAUGGUGAUGACACCAUGGAAGGUCAAAACUCUGUCCUAAAAAAGGCUGAAAUUUCAGGCGGUCUUUUCAAACAUCUUUUACACUAAACGGGCAUUAUCAUCAUUUUCACAAUUUCACAGUAUUAUUCCAACCUCAUAGUGUAGAAAUAUAUAUAAAACACAGUAAAAAAUGUUUUGACUGCACUGGGCCUUUAAGAUAAUUUGUGCCAUUCUGUAUUUUCCAAAUGUUAUGGUUAUUUCUCUCAGUCUGUGUUUUUUAACAUGAGCAAAAUGGAGCCUAAUGUGCAAAGUAUAGUACCUGACUGUAUAUCCUGGUGUUGCCAACCUGAUUUAACCUUUCGUUUGCCAGACAGCACAGUUUAAUGUGGAACAUUUCUCAGGGAUGCACAACUGGUAUGCCUGCUCCCACGCACGCCCCACCUUCUGUAACGUCUGUAGAGACAGCCUCUCUGGCGUCACCUCCCACGGCCUGUCCUGCGAAGGUAAGACGCACCCACACACACGCGCGCGCACAUUUCUGUUUUAUCUUUGCUAACACCUCUCCUCCUGACCUAUCUGUCCAUCCCUCCUCCAACGUCUCUCCAUCUCCUCAUUAAUGGACCAGCGAGAAGCAUGCCACUGCUCUGUGUUUGCCUUAGUGCUGUGUGUCCCUCCUGGGCUGUGGUAGUUUUAAUCAGUCCUGGAGAGGUGGAGGAGAGUGGAGAUAUAGGACUGGGGCUGUACAAUGGGGAAUAGGACUUACUUACUUAUUCCUCUUCCCUCCCUGUGGAGUAUAAAGUCGCAACAAGCCCACCAUCCAGGGAAUAGGUCUAUAAGCUCAUAGUAGGGCAGCGCUGGGGGCGGUUCAAUUUAAGUAUCCAUUCAAUACUAUGCUAUGAUUUCCCUCCGGAUCGAUUAAGAAUAGUAGGGCAGAGCUGUGCAGGAGCUGAAUGAUAGGAGAUUGGUGUAUUAGCUAGAGCGGUAAGGUGUGGGUUGAGAAGAGCGUGCGAUUUGUCCUAGACGUUGUAGUGUCCUCUUUGCUGGCUAGCCUACUGUGAGAGGCUAAUGAUAACCCAUUAAUUGCUCUGAAAUGAAGGGCUUCCUCCUUGAAGCAUCCUCAAAGGCUAUUAUGGGUGUGUGUGUGUGUGUGUGUGUGUGUGUGUGUGUGUGUGUGUGUGUGUGUGUGUGUGUGUGUGUGUGUGUGUGUGUGUGUGUGUGUGGUGUGUUGUGUGUGUUUGCCUGGAUCAUAGACUACUCCAUACACAUAACCCUAGCAUAUUUUCUAUCUCUCCCAUCUCCAGUCUUCUACAUUAUACAUCCUUUAUAGUUCGAGAUGAUAAAAAUGUGGAAGGUUAGACUAAUCACACACAAACACGCACACUCACACUUUCUCACACACACUCACACACACACAACAUACACACACUUGCAGAUGAUGUGAAGCGCUAUAGGCUAAUUAGCAUUAUAAUAUUCAUAUGGUGUUCAUUAUGGUUGUCUGACUCACAGGCUCCUUAUAUGAAACCAGGAAGUGGUGUAUAAAUAGUACUGGUAUAUAAAUGGUUGGUUACGCUGUUCCUUCACAGCUUAGGUGUGGAUAGAUGGAGCAGUCUAAAACAGAGCCGAAUGGAACACUAGCAGUUGCGUCAUUCCCACUCUUUUCUAUUAAAACAGUUAGGUAUGAAUCAUAUAUAUAUAUAUAUAUAUAUAUAUAUAUAUAUAUAUAUAUAACCUUUAUUUUACCAGGCAGGUCAAUUAAAUAAAUUGGUCAUUUAGCAGACGCUCUUAUCCAGAGCGAUUAAGAGCAUUAGGGUUAAGUGCCUUGCUCAAGGGCACAUCGACAGAUUUUUCACCUAGUCGGCUUGGGGAUUAGAACCAGCGACCUUUCGGUUACUGGUACAACGCUCUUAACCACUAAGCUACCUGCCGCCCUAUACAAAUUAUUAUUUACAAUGACAGCCUGGCAAAAGGCCUCCUGUGGGGCAAGGGGCGGGGAUUAAAAGUGAAAGACAAGAUGGACAACAUAGACAAAACACACUUGGCAACAGCACAGAUACAUCAUUUUACAUUGACAUUUUAGUCAUUUAGCAGAUACUCUUAUCCAGAGCGACUUACAGGAGCAAUUAGGGUUAAGUGCCUUUCGGUUACUGGCCCAACGUUCUUAACCGCUAGGCUACCUCAGACAGAAACAAAGCACAUGAAGACAAGAUACACCACCAUGCUACAUGAAGAGAGACCUAUGGCAACAACACAACAUGUCACAAGCUUUAAUAAGGGCAGACAACAGCACAAGGGAUAUUUAAUCUGUUAGGGAGAAAAACAUAUUGAGUCAUAAUAUUCAGAGGCUGUGUGUGGCCGUCAGACAGUCUAAUUUAUUUUACCAUUUUUGUCAUUUAGCAGACGCUCUUAUCCUUAGUGAGUGCAUACAUAUUUUAUUUUUUUACAAAAAUCAUACUGGUACCCCGUGGGAAACGAACCCACAACCCUGGCGUUGCAAACGCCAUGCUCUACCAACUGAGCUACACGGGACUAAUAAACGAUGUCUCUCUCUCCCUCUCCGCCUCAGUCCUUGAUUAGAGGGUUAGGAUCCUAAAUGGAACUGGCUUCCAGGUCCAGAUUUGAAUUUGCCUUGUCUAGGGUAUCGGAUCAUUAGCUUCUUCUGAUUCAUUCUGAUUGCAUUGUUGUGGCUUCAUGAAAGAAUGACUGCUACAUGGCUCACGAGUAGCAUCUCGCUUUUGUAGAGAACAUUACUUUUUGGGACAUUGGACCAUGUGCUGAUCUCUAUCUUUCAACUGAUAAUACAACACCUACUGUAGACACAGCUUGAUGUGUGUGUGUGUGAGUGAAAGUGAGUAGUGAUGAGUGAGUGAGUGAGUGAGUGAGUGGAGUGCGGGAGUGAGUGAGGAGUUAUUGAGAGAGAGAGAGAGAGAGAGCGACGCGAGAAAGAGCAGCUGAGGAGAGAGAGAGAAGAGAGUUCGAGAAGAGCGAUCUGAAGAGAGGUAGGAGUCGACGAUCGAUCUCUCUCGCGCUCGCGCAGUCAUCCUCUCGAGGGCGAAUCUCGAGAGCCGAUGCGCUUUCUCCGUGAGAGAGAGAGAGAGAGAGAUUCUUAAGUGGUGAGAACAGCUAGACCGACAGUUUCACAGCAAUCAGAGCUACUUAUGUUUUACUUCGAUUUCCUGCACAGGACGAUCGAUAGGAAUUGAUGUAUGUGUCACACACACACCUCCCCAACCAUCCUCUGGCUACAAACAGUCCGAAACCAGGAAAAUGAUCUCUCUCAAAACAAACAUCUCAUAUCCGUCUGCAAUCAAUGUUUCUCUAAUCUAACUCUAAAUGCAUUUAGUAGAACAUUUAGUAACAUUAAGAGAACACAAUGUUUAUCACAGUCUGCCAAUGGCAAGGAGUGACACUGGCCAAUUAGUCUUGGUGUCUCGGUGUGCGUGUUUGUGUGUCCACACGUGUCUGCAUGUGUGCAUGUGUUCGCAUCUGCAGGUUGUUUCGACAGUGGAACUUUCCAAGUCCAGUAAUUUUAUGGUUGGCUGUUAAGUGCCUCCUCAUCUAUAAUUGUUAUACACUGAACAAAAAUAUAAGUGCAACAUGCAACAUUUUUUUUUGAUUUUACUGAGUUACAGUUCAGACAAGGAAAUCAGUCAAUUGAAAUAAAUGUAUUAGGCCCUAAUCUAUGGAUUUCACAUGACUGGGAUUACAGAUAUGAAUAUGGUUGGUCACAGAUACCUUGAAAAAAAAGGGCGUGGAUCAGAAAACCAGUCAGUAUCUGGUGUGACCACCAUAUGUCUCAUGCAGCGCGACACAUCUCCUUCACAUAGAGUUGAUCAGGCUGUUGAUUGUGGCCUGUGGAAUGUUGUCCCACUCCUCUUCAAUGGCUGUGUGAAGUUGCUGGAUAUUGGCGGGAACUGAAACACACUGUCGUACACAUCGAUCCAGAGCAUCCCAAACAUGCUGAAUGGGUGACAUGUCUGGUGAGUAUGCAGGUCAUGGAAUAACUGGGACAUUUUCAGCUUCCAUGAAUUAUGUAUAGAUCCUUAUGACAUGGGGCAUUGCAUUAUCAUGCUGAAACAUGAGGUGAUGGCGGCGGAUGAAUGGCACGACAAUGGGCCUCAGGAUCUUGUCACGGUAUCUCUGUGCGUUCAAAUUGCCAUCGAUAAAAUGCAGUUGUGUUUGUUGUCCGUAGCUUAUGCCUGCCUGCCUGCCUGCCUGCCCAUACCAUAACCCCACCGCCACCAUGGGGCACUCUGUUCACAAUGUUGACAUCAGCAAAUCACUCGCCCACACAACGCCAUCUGCCCGGUACAGUUGAAACCGGGAUUCAUCCGUGAAGAGCGCACUUCUCCAGCGUGCCAGUGGCCAUCAAAGGUGAGCAUUUGCCCACUGAAGUCGGUUACGAUGCCGAACUGCAUUCAGGUCAAGACCAUGGUGAGGACGACGAGCACGUAGAUGAGCUUCCCUGAGACGGUUUCUGAAAUUCUUCGUUUGUGCAAACCCACAGUUUCAUCAGUUGUCCAGGUGGCUCAUCUCAGACCAUCCAGGUGAAGAAGCCGGAUGUGGAGGUCCUGGGUUUGGUGUGGUUACACGUGGUCUGCGGUUGUGAGGCCGGUUGUACGUACUGACAAAAUCUCUAAAACAAUGCUGGAGGCAGCUUAUGGUAGAGAAAUGAACAUUCAAUUCUCUGGCAACAGCUCUGGUGGACUUUCCUGAAGUCAGUAAGCCAAUUGCACGCUCCCUCAAAACUUUAGAUAUCUGUGGCAUUGUGUUGUGUGAAUGGCCUUUUAUUGUCCCCAGCACAAGGUGCACCUGUGUAAUGAUCAUGCUGUUUAAUCAGCUUCUUGAUAUUCCACACCUGUCAGGUGGAUGGAUUAUCUUGGCAAAGGGAAAAUGCUCACUAAAAGGGAUGUAAACAAAUUUGUGCACAAAAUUGGAGAGAAAUAAGCUUUUUGUCAUAUGGAGCAUUUCUAGGAUAUUUUAUGUCAGCUCAUGAAACGUGGGACCAACACUUUACAUGUUGUGUUUAUAUUUUUGUUCAGCAUACAUUAUGGGCCUUCUCCACUAACUGUGGUGGCGAGAUAUAAAAUAUUCAGUUUACAUUUAGCAGACUGCCCUUAUGCAAAGCCACUCACAAUAAGUACAUUCAAAGACUAUACAAUAAGUGCCUUACAGGCCGGCCCUCAUUUAUAGACUGUAUACAGUGCAUUCGGAAAGUAUUCAGACAUCUUGACUUUUUCCACAUUUUGUUAUGUUACAGCCUUAUUCUAAAAUGGAUUAAAUUGGUUUUUUCCUUCAUCAAUCUACACACAAUCCCCCAAAAACAUGUUUUUAGAAAUUGUUGCAAAUGUAUAAUAAUUUAAAAAAAUGAAAUAUCACAUUUACAUAAAUAUUCAGACCCUUAACUCAGUACUUUGUUGAAGCACCUUUGGCAGCGAUUACAGCCACAAAUCUUCUUGGGUAUGACGCUACAAGCUUGGCACACCUGUAUUUGGGGAGUUUCUCCCAUUUUUCUCUGCAGAUCCUCUCAAGCUCUGUCAGUUUGAAUGGGGAGCGUCCAAUUUUUUAUACAUUUGCUAAAAUUUCUACAGACCUGUUUUCGCUUUGUUAUUGUGGGGUAUUGUGUGUAGAUUGAUGAUGGAAAAAAAUAUUUAAUCAAUUUUAGAAUUAAGGCUGUAACGUAACAAAAUGUGAAAAAAGUUGAGGGGUCUGAAUACUUUCCGAAUGCACUGUAUAUGAAUAGAUGUAUAGUAUUGUGGUGGCAGAAUUUGGAGUUUUCCACAACCGUAUGUUACAUAGUCCCUCUCUUACUUAGGUUCCUCUCAUGCAUACAGAAUUGGGUUUUACAGUUCAUAUUGUUUUGAGUAGGCUCGUGACAGGGAUACAGACGGUAUAUUCCAUGCCUCUGACACUUGCGUUCUCUGUGAUGUGAGUGGUGAUGUAAUGCAGUGGUUCCUAAAACGUGCGUUAUUUUGGUGUGUGGUAACAAUAGGUACUCUCUGGUACUUUUAAUAAACUAAUUCAACACAAUUGUCCCAAAUUAUGCCUAUACUUGUCAAAACCCUUAAAAAAUACCUUCAUAGGCUAUUACUGUAUAAUUACCAUUAUAAACUGGGUGGUUCGAGCCCUGAAUGCUGAUUGGCUGACAGCCGUGGUAUAUCAGACAGUAUACAACGCGUAUGAAAAAAUAUUUAUUUUUACAGCUCUAAUUAUGUUGGUAACCAGUUUAUAAUAGCAAUAAGGCACCUCAGGGGUUUUUGGUAUAUGGCCAAUAUACCACGGCUAAGGGCUGUGUCCAGGCAUUCUGCGUUGCGUCAUGCAUAAGAACAGCCCUUAGCUGUGGUAUUUUGGCCAUAUACCACACCCCCUCGGGCCUUAUUGCUUAAUGUUACCUCAUAAAAAUCGGGCAAUUUCAGUAGGGUAAAACUACCCUGAUACUGAAAGGUCGCUGGUUCGAAUACCCGAGCAGCAAUGGUGAAAAAUCUAUCGAUGUGCCCUUGAGCAAAGCACCUAACCCCAAUUUGCUCCAUGGGCACCUUCCUACUAUGGCUGACCCUGUAAAACAUUGCACUGCACUUAUCCGGUCGGUGUAUGUGACAAUAAAACAUCUAUCAGUGUCAGUGUGUGAGCCUGCUGGUGUUGCCAGGGUGAUUAUAGCUAUGGCUUUAAUACUGUAAUCCUCUAGGACAUUAGAGGGCUAUAGGCAUAUGGAGCUGUAUGUAAAGGCUCACACGCAAGCACACAGGCACAGAGGGCUGGUGCUAGAAUUAAGUGGAUUAGCUCUGGUCCUCUGUCUGUUAAACACACAGGCAGAUAUGGCAAAAUGACAGAGAGCGCUAGCUUAGGAUGGGGCUCAGUCACUGGACAGUCACUGCCCUCGUUGCGCAUUUAGACACACACUCGUCAGGCAGGGUUAGAACUGGGGACUGAAGCACAUUUUCUUGUUGAUUUUUGGUGUGUUUGUGUGUGGGUGUAUUUGGUUUGUAGCCCACCUAUCACCAAACACCUCUCCUCUGUCUGUUUAUUUAUCCUCUCUCACUGUAGUGUUGAACAUGAUGCUCUGUGUUGUUGUUGUUGACCAGACUAAUGAGGUGUGUUUGUUGUUUGCGUUUGUUUUCCAGUGUGUAAAUUCAAAGCUCACAAGCGGUGUGCCGUCAGGGCCACUAACAACUGCAAAUGGACCACACUGGCCUCCAUAGGGAAAGACAUUAUCGAAGACGAGGAUGGGGUGAGUGUGUGUGUGUGUGCGUGUGUGUAUUCAUCUGUGUGUGUGUGUGUACGUAUGCAUGUGUGUAUCCUUGUGUACAUACUUGUGUGUGUGUAUCUGUGUGUACAUGCUUGUGUGCAGCAACAGAUGGCGUGAAAAGGUAGAAAAUAUAAUAAUAUAUUGAUAUACCUGAUAAACUGACUGACUCUCGAUUCCUGUCCUGUAGAUUGCCAUGCCCCACCAGUGGCUGGAGGGGAAUCUGCCUGUUAGUGCCAAGUGUGCCGUGUGUGACAAGACGUGUGGCAGCGUGCUCCGGCUGCAGGACUGGCGCUGCCUCUGGUGCAAGGCCAUGGUGAGUGUGUGCGUGUGGAGUGUGUGUCUGUGUGUAUGGUGUGUGUGUGUGUGUGUGUGUUGUAACACUGACUCUGUGUUUUUCCAGGUACACACAGCUUGUAUGGACCUGUACCCCAGGAAAUGUCCCCUGGGCCAGUGUAAAGUCUCCAUCAUCCCUCCUACUGCUCUCAACAGCAUCGACUCUGAUGGUACACACACACACACACACACACACACACACACACACACACACACACACACACACACACACACACACACACACACUUCAUUACUUCAUUCAUUAUUAUUACAAUGACUGGAACAAAUUGCAAAAAUCUCUGAAGCUGGAGACUCUUAUCUCCCUCACUAACUUUAAGCAUCAGUUGUCAGAGCACCUUACUGAUCACUGCACCUGUACACAGCCCAUCUGAAAUUAGCCCACCCAACUACCUCAUCCCUAUAUUGUUAUUUAUUUAGCUCAUUUGCACCCCAGUAUCUCUAUUUGCACAUAAUCUCUUGCACAUCUAUCAUUCCAGUGUUAAUACUAAUUAUAAUUAUUUUGCACUAUAGCCUAUUUAUUGCCUUACCUCCAUAACUUGCUACAUUUGCACACACUGUGUAUAUAUUUUCUGUUGUAUUUUUUGACUUUAUGUUUUGUUUUACCCCAUAUGUAACUCUGUGUUGUUGUUUUUAUCGCACUGCUUUGCUUUAUCUUGGCCAGGUUGCAGUUGUAAAUGAGAACUUGUUCUCAACUGGCUUACCUGGUUAAAUAAAGGUAAAAAAUAAAAUAAAAAAAAGACAUUUCCUACGGGCCAUAUUGCAUUACACACCUUCUUGGAAAGGCUUACAGGAUAGUAUAGUCACAUGGGAUGUCUCUACACCCAAAUGGAGAAUGAGAGUUCUCAAUGACAAUCUUUUGUCUUCAGUAAAACACUUAUUACUGACCGGUGGAAAUUGGAGUGAUUUGCAGUGCAGAUGAAUGUUAUAAAGGAGGAUUCACCUCAUUGGCUUUGCUAAUUUCCUCUCAGAUUGACCUCUGACCUUUUAUCAUGUCACAGAGGAGGGGGGAUGAUUAAAAGAGAGAGGAAUGAAUCAUCCUCCAGACAUUCACACACACACACACACACACACACACACACACACACACACACACACAAACACACAAACACAUACACAUCCCAGCGUUGUAUUCAUUAGGACACAUAAUGGAAAUAAUUGUUUAACGUUUUGCUAAGGAAAUUAGCAUUUCUAAUAGGAAAUGUCCAGGUAGUCCCUUCCUGUUUCAGUCCCCUUUCUUCCAUUUGGUCCCUAAUGAACACAACCCAGAUUAUGGUUGCUGUAUAAAGCAGUAUCAUGUGAUGGAAACUAUGGAAGAGGAAUGUAAAUAUUAGUGUUUUCACUCUAAUAAUAUAUCACCUUCUGGUGUGGAAUUUAUACACACUCUUGUUUGCUCCCACCAGUGUGUGUGUGUGUCAGGAAAUUGUGUGUGGGUAUUUUAUUGACAGGUGUAUAAAAUAGCUAUUUCAGGCAGGUGCACAUACACACACACACAAACACAGAGUCGGGCUGAGGCCGUAUUUACUAACUUGGAAAGGUGUGAAAAAUCUCUACUCCCCCUCUAUCUCUGUUCCCGCCCCUCUCUCUCCCUCUAUCUCUGUUCCCGCCCCCCUCUCUCCCUCUAUCUCUGUUCCCGCCCCCCUCUCUUCCCUCUAUCUCUGUUCCCGCCCCUCUCUCUCCCCCUAUCUCUGUUCCCACCCCUCUAUCUCCCUCUAUCUCUGUUCCCACCCCUCUAUCUCUCCAUAUAUCCCCAUGUUUCCCUCCCUUCUCUCUCCAUGUAUUCCCCUCUCCCUCUUUUCCUCUCCUUUUCUUUCUUCCAAAUAUCUUCCUCCCCCUCUCUUCAAUGUCUUCAACCCCUCCCCCCUUCACAUGCCAGGAUUUCCCCUCGCCCCAGUGCAGGCUUGAGAAGGCUCUAAUCUAAUUGGCUGCUGGCUGACUGUGGCAUGUGCUGAAACGUUGUGACUUUCCUCCCCCUCUCCUCUCCCAUCUCUGCUCCACCGCUGCCAAGAUCAGAGAGAGAGAAGGUGGGAAAGAGAGAGAGAGAGGGAUAGAAAGAUGGAAUGAGAAGAGAGGCAAAAGGAGAAGGGCAACAUAAUGAUGGAGAGAGAAGAGAGGCAAAGAGAUGUGGAGGAUGGAGAGAGCAAAGGACAAAGAGAUGUGGAGGAUGGAGAGAGCAAAGGACAAAGAGAUGUGGAGGAUGGAGAGAGCAAAGGACAAAGAGAGGGGGAUAGAGAGAGGGAGAAAGGAAUGACAGAAAGAAAGAGAGAGAAGGAAGAGAGAAUGAGAGUGUUGAUGGCAGCACCCCUAGGGACUGUCACCAUCCUCCCCCGCGCAAACACACAUACACACACACACACACACAUACACACACACACUCACGCACUCAAACUUAGAGCCUUUUCACACAGAGAAAUGUUGACACACAGGCGGCGUAUCAAUCUGCCAUAUGAUGAAUCCUAUAAGCGCACAGGCUUGUUGUCCACAGUGUGUCUCCUGCUUAGAAUGUGUGCUAAUACCGCCCAUGCCACACACAAGUGCACAGCCUAACUCAGUACUGUGAUGCCCCCACACAUACACACACUUUGAUGCCUCAAUGAUGUUGCUGUGUGUGGGUGUUAUGAUACAGUAGUUAAUGGGUGAUCCAGUACAGCACAUAGCAGAAUCUCUCCUUUCUUUUCAUUUCUCACAUCUCUUCCAUUAGUCACUGUGACACGGCUCAGAGUCUGGAUACUGUUAGUGUUAAUAAAUCUUGGCUUAACCAGUGGAUUUGAUAGUGAUAGUGAUAAACAAUGUGAUACAUGUGAUAGAGAUGAACAGUUAUACAUGUAAUUGCUCCUGAUGUCCUAUCUACAGUGUAUCACCAUCUACAAUAGUUCCAUACUGUAUAUCAGAUCACGUCUGCAUUUAUUAAUUACAUGUUUUAUUAGUACUACAAUGGGCUAGUACCCUUAAUAUUUUAGCACAGAUUCAUUCAUCCAUCCAUCCAUCCAUUCAGUCAUUAAUUCCUUCAUUCACUUUGUUAUUAAUUCAUCCAUUCAUUCCUGUAAUAACUGUUAUUUUGUGUAUUUGUGUUCAGGCUUCUGGAAGGCCACCUGUCCCCCAUCAUGCGCCAGUCCUCUGCUGGUCUUCGUCAACUCCAAGAGCGGAGACAACCAAGGGGUUAAAUUCCUACGACGUUUCAAGCAGCUCCUCAACCCUGCUCAGGUGUUUGACCUGGUCAAUGGCGGACCACAUCUAGGGUGAGUCGGCUUGGCUAGCACCUGCUAAUGGAAACCAUGUGGCAUCGCUAGUAAAAAAAAGUAUUCCCACGCAUAAUAAAGAGACACAUCUGAUUGUAUACAAAUGUAAGCUAGUUUUGAAAUGAUUAUGUUUUAGUUAAAUAUUAUAUCCGUUUGGGCUUCUUGCGGUCAAUUUGCAGUCUACAAAUGAUUUGUAAUUUUGUUCCAGCCUGAUUCACUGACUGAACAGCUUGUCAAAGAGAUCGCAUUUAUUUUGGGAGAUCGUUAAAUAUAACUUCUACAUUCAAUACAGGAGAUACAAAUUGAUUCAGAAGAUAAUAAAACACAUUUAUUUUAGUUACUUUUUUCUCAACUUGUUUCUAUUACUUUCUAGCACGUCAAGUUAACUUACAGAGAAGGUAGCUAGCUAGCUUUGUAGCCAUGGAGUGUAGCACCUUACAUUGUUUAGCUAAGUUACCUAGCUAGCUGGUGAACGUUUUCCUUUUGAAACCAGGGCCAGAGGAAAUCAACAUUCACCUCCAUAUGGGCAUCUGACUUUGUCUGAAAGUGGGGGUACAAAAAAGGUGUCUUAUCUUUUUUUGGCACUGUUGUUUGAAGCACUGUCACCAUUAAAAUGUAUAAACAUGUACUUGUCUCAGCAGCAUACAUAUUUGAUGCAAAGAGGGUCAAAAUUGCUUAUUUGGUCGAUAUUACUUACCAAGCCAAGCAGACCGAGCCGGCGCCAUGAUAAAGUGACUAUAGGGGCAGUUUAAAUCGGUGAGGGGGCACACUUUUUUGGGGUUCUUGCAAUGGAAUUAUAUUGAAUUCUGCUUAUGUCACACUAUACCACAAUAAACAUACGUUUCAAAUGCCGAGACUCCAAGACCAUUCAGUGCUUUUGAAGUAUCAGCACAAUGGACAGCGCCCUACUCACUAAAGGUCAUUUUGGCAAUGAAUAUAGGCUACAAGAUAGAUAGGGUAAUUAACCUAUGCAAACAACCUAUGUGAAUGCAGCCAUACACACAGCUGUCUUACCGAAAUAAUGCAAAUUAAAUGCUGAAAGUAGUAGCCUAGUUAUUCAUGCAAAACAAAAAUACUGAAUAGCAAUUUUGCUUAGAAUACCGACAAAACUAGUCUAAAUAUAGAUUGAGGUACAUUAAUGCGAACUAAUUAAUGUGAACAGAACAAAACAGCGGUAGGCCUACUAUAGGCCUAUAAACAAAAUAUCAGAUAGAUGAAGGCAUGACACAAUCUGUAUUUAGGCUAGUUACAUUAACAGUAAACAAACACAGUAAACAAAAGGUGAAUGCAAAUAGCCUAAAUAGCCUGCAGCCUACUACAGUGAGAUGCAGCCAUGCACAGCUGUCUUGCCAAAUAAAAAAGCCUACUGGCUCGCUUCAAACAUGGAAAAUCAUGCAGCUCAUGAGUUCAUCAACACGUUGCGAUAUGGCACAAUCCACUUCUGUGGAUCAAAUUCGUCCCACCUACGUAAUCAAUUAAGCAAUGCCGGCCUACCAUAAACACGUUUCCAAUACGCACAGUUCCAUUUACAACCACGAAAAGCAAUAGGCUACCAAGAAAACCAUAGAAAUAGAAUGUAGUCUUAUCUAUUUCUAUGAUUAAACAUAUCGAUAUGUAGCUAUACCCAGGGGGGUCAUUUGGGUUCUUGUAUUGGAAUUAUAUUGAAUUCUGCUUAUAUCACACUAUACCACAAUACACAUAAGUGCUGAGACCAUUGAGUGCUUUUGACCAAGAAGUGACAGGUUGGUGCGAAAUCUCCGUUGUGCUCUAUCAGCACCAUGGACACCACCCUACACACUAAGCAAGGCCAUUAUGGCAAUUAAUCUCCCGAGUGGCGCAGUGGUCUAAGGCAGUGCUAGCUGUGCCGCUAGAGAUCCUGGUUCGAAUCCAGGCUCUGUCGUAGCCGGCCGCGACCGGGAGACCCAUGGGGCCGCGCACAAUUGGCCCAGCGUCGUCCAGGGUAGGGGAGGGAAUGGCCGGCAGGGAUGUAGCUCAGUUGGUAGAGCAUGGCGUUUGCAACACCAGGGUUGUGGGUUUGAUUCCCACGGGGGGCCUGUAUGAAAAAUAAUGUAUGCACUCACUAACUGUAAGUCGCUCUGGAUAAAAAAAAUAUAUAUAUAGAAAAAUAGGCUGGCUAAAGAAGUCAUUUUGCCAUUCCAUACACGUUUUUUGCUGAAAAUGGCACCAUUGGCUAUACCACCAAGAUUUUUUUUAUCAAAAUCAACAAGCUAGAUUUUUCUUACCUUUUCAGAAGAGCUGCAGCCUCCUUGAUGCUCUGUUGAACUUCCUGAGUAAUCGAUCAUUCCAUUGUCCCAGAAAUCUUCUUGUAAGAUCCCCCUCAAAUACCAGUUGGAUUAGUUGAGUUUUCCUUGGGUGUAGCAUGCUUCAUGUGUCCUGACUGAACACGUUUGUCAAAGUGGAAAAUGAGUUCUUGCCAGUUGCCUAUCAUUAACAAGUGUUGACACUUCAAAAUGCGUGCCUAGCGAAUCCUUUGGUUCUAUCCAUAGCGGAUAUAGUAACCAUAGUUACAAUACCACCCUUGGGUGAAGGCCUUGUCUGCGUUAGCUUUGGACCCAAUACAGAACUUUCAACAGGGGAACCAAAAUGCAACAUCUGCAGUAACUGAGUAUUCCAGCCACUCUCUUCCUAUGAACCAGUUGCAAUUAAAUGAACAUUUUUGGACAGAAAACCUGCGGCUAGGGUAAGAUUCUAGGCUAACCUGGGCUAACUCCUUUGUUCCAAGAUCGUCAGGAGCAGUCGGAGGGGGCUGUGGAGCCAUUAUCCUGGCGGCACUUGUGGAAGGGGGUUGGUAAACUCUUCACGCGGAGCUAGCUGGAGCUCGGCAGUAUCAUCGCUGCUGGGCUUUGCGGCGGCAUCGGUGGUUUAAUUUCUGAUAUCCAUCGUGGCAGUGGCAGAUUAUCUGGUUAGAGCUAAAUAGGCUAAUAACACUAACGCCUUUUACAGCCAGCCAAGAAGCUAACUAAACUCGGUAUUGGUGGGGCGUGAGGCAGAGUUGAGUGAAGCAGCUUCAACGGUAAACUACACCGAGCGGGCUUGUCCUUAUAAAUCUAAAUCAAAUAUUACAGGUGGAGGCGUAUCACGUUAUUCACUUAGCCUAGCACAGAGAUGAGUAGCGUUUUCCCCCCGCUUUUUAUGGAAACCCAAAGGAGUCAUACCUAGCCACCCAGUGGCUUUCCAUAGCCCCUCUACACACAAACACACACACACUCUACGGCACUCUGUCCAUGGUGCUGAUACAGCACUGUGGAGAUACAGAUUUUGUGCCCACAUCUCUCUCAAUCAUUUGAACUCUUUCGCCAUUUUUAUAUAGGGACAUAAAACUAAAACAGAGGUGGCACAAUUUUCAACUGAGGGUGCUAAGCCCCCUUUUUCCCCCUUGUGGAGUCGGGCCCCCAAGCAGUGCUGUUUUAUGGAGAUACAAAUAUCCUGUGCUUUUUCAUUUGGUGCAUAGGCGCAUACAGACACAGCUUGGCUACAUUGCCGCGAAGCGUCCUUGGUGCGCUCGCAUGUAUGGCUCAGCCAGGACUGUUACCUUUGUAACUGAAUGAAAACAUAACUAUGUGAUUUAACUGAUUGAAGUUGGGAAAAUUGAUGGCAAAAAUGCAGAAUUGUGUUAAAUGCCUGUAAACAGCUUGGGGAGGAAAUUUUUUUCACAGAUUUAAUCAUGUAAUAUUAGGCCUACAGAUUAUUUCUCACUAUCUACAGUACUUGCAAGCUACUCAUUGACAGCCCAUGAGCUAUCGUGCAUGCAGUUUUCUCUUAAAGUGCAACCUUUGGUAGGCUGAUAGAAGGCUACUCAGAGUCAGAGUCUACGAUACAGCGAAGCCAAAUCAGACAUGCCGGUGCUCGUCAUGGUUCUUACAGGCAAAGUGAAAUGAUAUAAUGAAUUUGCUCGUGGUGCACGCAGCUCAAAUGAUAUGUAACAACACCAUUGGACCAACACCAUCGGACAUGAAACAACGAUACCAAUGUAACAACAGCACAACAAAAUAGAUAAACCAUUUUCUUUUGCAGGGCCUUUUCAUUUUAAACAUCAGUGGUGCAACUAGUGCUUUCUAACUGCACUGAACCAAAACAAUGCUUGCCGAGUGAAGCAAAACGUUCCAGUGGUCAAAACCAUUAAUCUUGAGGCGACAGGGGAGGGGAUGCUAAAUGCAAUCUGUUAAUUAUUAUAUCAUAUAUAAAAUGGACGUAUCUAUUUUAAUACAGACUAGAUCAAAACAUUACUAAUCAUUGAAAUAUACAAAUUACCCAAUGGAUCAUGAUCAUUUUCUGGUAAAAAAGUGUAUUUUGUAAGUGGGGGUGCAGCUGCUCCGUUUGCUCCAUUGCUCAGGCGCCAAUGCCUCCACAAAUGCUGUUGACAUUGACAUCCAUACUGAAUGAGCACUUAAGGGACCUAAUGGGAACCCUUAACCUUUCCGCUUAGUUUAAGGGGGAAGUUCGCCUUCAAAUAUUUUGUGCAACUGACUUAAAGUUAAGGAAAUGUAAGGGAAAAGAUAAGAGGGAAUUACCAUAAGAUGUUUUAUGCAACCUGGCCCAGGUCCUCCUGGAGGGGAGACAUAGACAGACAGAGAGAGAGAGAAGGGAAUUAGAGGGAGCAUGCCUAAGAUCACACAGUACACCAGAUAAGACAGACUGACCCUAGUACCCCGGCACAUGCAGCAUAGAUACUGGGUACUGAGACAGGGUGGUUGGUGCCCUGAUCAGGGACAGAAGCUAUACUGUUACAAGACUCUGACACUAGUACCAUUCCUUUGUGUGCUCCAGGCUGCGUCUCUUUCAGAAGUUUGAUAACUUCCGGAUCCUGGUGUGUGGAGGGGAUGGGAGUGUAGGCUGGGUCCUCUCUGAGAUAGACAAACUCAACCUCCACAAACAGGUAAGAACCCCCCCCCCCACACACACACACACACACACACGCUGACCCCCACCCUUCCCGCCUCACACACACAACCACCCCCACACCCCCUCGCUGUCCCCCACACACACACUUACUCCCCCCCCCCCCCCCCCUUCUCUCUUUCUGUCUCCAGUGCCAGCUGGGAGUGCUGCCCUUGGGCACAGGAAACGACCUGGCGCGGGUGCUGGGCUGGGGCCCAUCGUGUGACGAUGACACGCAGCUUCCCCAGAUUCUGGAGAAACUGGAGCGGGCCAGCACCAAGAUGUUGGACCGCUGGAGCAUCAUGACCUACGAGAUAAAGCUCCCCUCCAAACACAGCGGGCCCGUCACGCCCGACGACACUGACGACGGCCAGGUACACAACAUCUGAAGCAUUACGAUUUGGAGGUGUUUUAUAAUGUAAACAGUAUCCCCCUUGCUUAGUUUUAUGGUAAUUCUGCCUUUCUGCUCUCUCUGUGUCCCCAGUUCCAGAUCUCAGCAUAUGAAGACUCGGUAACUGCCCAUCUCACCAAGAUCCUCAACUCUGACCAACACUCUGUGGUCAUCUCCUCCGCUAAGUGAGUGUCUCAUCUCAACACUGCUUACUGCUAAAUGGCUGCUGACAAUUUCAUUUAAUGUGAACUCACGCUCUUCUUUCACCCCCCGUUUCUCUCUCUCUCUCUCGUUCUCUCUCUCUACUUUCAGGAUUCUGUGUGAGACAGUAAAGGACUUUGUUGCCAAAGUGGGAAAGUCCUACGAGAAAAGCAUUGAGAAUACUGAGGAGUGUGACACUAUGUCUCUCAAAGUAAGUAACCCUCCACACACACAUGCACCCACAUGCACACACAUGCACGCACACACACACACACACACACUAACCUAACUCUCCUUUUCCCAACAGUGUGUCAUCCUAAAUGAGAAGCUCGACUCACUCCUCCAGACCCUCAACACAGAAGCCCAGUCACUCCCCCCACCUCUUCCCCUUUCCACACCACCCAUCGUCGAAGAGGAGGAAGAGGAGGAAGAUGAGGAGGAGGAGGAGGUGAGCGAGGAGUCGUUGACCGAGCUGAAGGAGAAACUGGAAGCAGAGGAGAGUGAAAAGGGAGGAGAGAAAGGAGGAGGUUCGCCACCCAAGCUGUUCAGAGCUAAAGAACAGCUGAUGUUACGAGCCAACAGCCUGAAGAAGGCUGUACGACAGAUCAUUGAACAGGCCGAGAGAGGUACGUAGAUAUAGAACAUAACAGAUAAUCGAACAGGCCGAGAGAGGUACGUAGAUAUAGAACAUACGAUCAUCGAACAGGCCGAGAGAGGUACGUAGAUAUAGAACAUAACAGAUCAUCGAACAGGCCGAGAGAGGUACGUAGAACAUAAUAGAUCAUCGAACAGGCCGAGAGAGGUACGUAGAGAUAGAACAUAACAGAUAAUCGAACAGGCCGAGAGAGGUACGUAGAUAUAGAACAUAACAGAUCAUCGAACAGGCCGAGAGAGGUACGUAGAUAUAGAACAUAACAGAUAAUCGAACAGGCCGAGAGAGGUACGUAGAACAUAACAGAUAAUCGAACAGGCCGAGAGAGGUACGUAGAUAUAGAACAUAACAGAUCAUCGAACAGGCCGAGAGAGGUACGUAGAUAUAGAACAUAACAGAUAAUCGAACAGGCCGAGAGAGGUACGUAGAACAUAACAGAUAAUCGAACAGGCCGAGAGAGGUACGUAGAUAUAGAACAUAACAGAUCAUCGAACAGGCCGAGAGAGGUACGUAGAACAUAACAGAUCAUCGAACAGGCCGAGAGAGGUACGUAGAUAUAGAACAUAACAGAUCAUCGAACAUGCCGAGAGAGGUACGUAGAACAUAACAGAUAAUUGAAUAGGCCGAGAGAGGUACGUAGAUAUAGAACAUAACAGAUAAUCGAACAGGCCGAGAGAGGUACGUAGAUAUAGAACAUAACAGAUAAUCGAACAGGCCGAGAGAGGUACGCAGAUAUAGAACAUAACAGAUCAUCGAACAGGCCGAGAGAGGUACGUAGAUAUACAGUAUGACAAAACAGAUCAGACAUACAAUAUAAUAGAGCCUAUGGCAAGUCUUUCAUGCCUGUUUCAGAGAGAAUACAAUGGACUCCAGAUUGUAAAACUAUAAAAAGUAUUGGUAAUCACAGAGUAAUCACGUAAUACAAAGUUGUAGUGUCCAAUUUCUCACCUUUCUCUCCCUCUCUUCUCAUCCUCUCCCUCUCCUUCUCCCUUACCUUCUGGCACUGCCCCCUCCCUCUAGUGGUGGAUGAGCAGAAUGCCCACACAGAGGAGCAGGAGCUGCCGUCCCCGUUGGAGUUUAGGAAGGAAGGAGAGGAGGACAACAGGGACAGUGAGAAGGACGAGGACACCAAGGAACUGGAAACCUUGCCAUGUAAGUUCUCUCUCUCUCUCUCUCUCUCUCUCUCUCUCUCUCUCUCUCUCUCUCUCUCUCUCUCUCUCUCUCUCUCUCUCUCUCUCUCUCUCUCUCUCUCUCUCUCUCUCUCUCUCUCUCUCUCUCUCUCUCUCUCUCUGCAGUUCAAGAAAUAGAGUUAAGAAAAUAUUUGCUAAAUAAACUAAAGUAUAAAAUAAAAGUAACACAAUAAGAUUACAUAACAAUAACUAGGCUAUUUACAGGGGAUACCGGUACCGAGUCAAUGUGCGGGGGUACAGGUUAGUCGAGGUCAUUUGUACAUGUAGGUAGGGGUAAUGUGAAUAUGCAUAGAUAAUAAACAGCGAGUAGCAGCAAAGAAGUGUGCCCCCUCACCAAUGUAAACUGCCCCUUUAGUCACUUUAUCAUCUUUAGGACAUACUAGUAGAUAGUGAAUGUCUCAGUACUUACAUUUCUGGUAUCUCUCUGUCUCUCUCUCUCUCUCUCUCUCUCUCUCUCUCUCUCUCUCUCUCUCCCUGGUCUCUUUCUCCUUCCCUCUCUCUCUGGUCUCUCUCUGGUGUCUCUCUCUCUCUUUCUAGUGGCUAAGAGUCCAUGUUCUCCUCCUGAGAGGCAUGUAAGUCGCAGCAGCCAAUCCUGUGGCUCGUUCUCCAUCACGCCCUUCACCACCAGCAAGGAGAACCUGCCUGUACUCAACACACGCAUCAUCUGCCCUGGUACAUCCUACGGUAUAUGCAUGCAUGUGCGCCGUGCACAUACAUGCACAAACACACUUCACAUUAGAGGUCUUCACGGGUCCACCCAAACACAAUUACCCGGGAUCCGACCAGGAACCCGAGCGGGUCCAGAUUCGGACAGAAUUCGAAAUUCUCACGUGUCCGGGUCGGAUCUGAUAUGAUCGUCACAUAAUUAUAACCGAUUUGCCCGUAAGGACCUGUAGAGACCCGAACGCGACUGCUGCAGUAGAAAGAGAGAAUAAAUGCUAGGCUAUGAUUUAUGCUACUGCUCUUGAGUGGAGCGUGUAACUUGUUGUCGGCCAAUCACAAGUCAUCAUCAAAGUGGCUCUACAGUCAGAAGGCCUCCAUGUGUGGCAAGCAAGUUAGGAGAUAUCUAAUCGAUUUAAAAGUUACAUGUGAGGAUAGGCUACAACGACAAAAGCCAACAGGUAGGCUGCUACUUAAUUUGAAGAGAGUUAUUCACUUAUUUGUAAUUGUAGCUUAAAUAGCUAGCUAGCUGCUGUACUUGGUUUAAUGCAGUCAAGACAGGUACUAUGUUAUCAGUUGGGAUGAUAAAUAAUAUCCUGUGGCAGCUAGAAGUUAGUAACUAGCGCUAUUUGGCUUGGUUGCUGUCUCUCUCUCUCCCUCCUUGCCUGCCCUGGAAGCACCCCGCAACUCACUCACACACACCGCAUAGCCCCUCCUCCACCCCCUGCAGAGCGUCUCCUUUUCUCUCCCUUGCGCAGCAACAGCUGAGGUUAAUAAUAUAACUACAAAAUUGCUUUUCUGACGAUUCCCUCACAUGGAUCAGACCCGACCGGGUCCACACGGGGCCGGGUCUGGUUCUCCUUGGAUCUGUUCGAACCUGGUCUCUAUAUGUAAAACAUUUAUUUAUUCGGGUACAUUCUAAGAAACUAAGGUGCUAUCUACAUUUGACAUUUUAGUCAUUUAGCAGAUGCUCUUAUCCAGAGCGACUUACAGUUAGUGCAUACAUAUAUAUAUUUUUUCAUACUGGAAUCGAACCCACAACCCUGGCGUUGCAAAUGCCAUGCUCUACCAACUACCCUGGACGACGCUGGGCCAAUUGUGCGCCGCCCCAUGGAUCUCCCGGUCGCGGCCAGCUACGACAGAGCCUGGAUCUAGAACCUUAAAGGGUUCUUCGGUUGUCCCCAUAUUAGAACCCUUUGAGGAACCCUUUUUGGUUGCAGGUAGAACCCUUUUGGGUUCCAUGUAGAACCCAACUUUUUGGACCCGUGAAGACCUCUACUUCACAUACACACUUAAUCUGCCAUAGUUUGCGCUCAUGUGUAUACACACAUAUGUAUUGUCUGCCCUGAUACAUGUACACACACACACACACACACACACACACACACACACACAACACAACACAAACAACAAACAAACAAACAAACAAACAAACACACACAUCUACCCUGAUACAAGUGCACAUACCACACACACACAGCACUCUGUAAGAACAUCUCUGUUUCUCUGUAUAGGUUUGCGUGCUGGUCUGGCAGCCUCUAUAGCCGGUAGCUCCAUCAUCAGUAAAAUGCUGCUGGCCAACAUCGACCCAUUUGGAGCUACACCCUUCCUGGACUCUGACCUGGACUCACUGUAAGACCCUCUGACCUUCAUAAACCCUGACCAACUGGACUCGCUGUAAGACCUUCUGACCUCUAACCUCUACCCUUUAACAUUCAUAGACCCAGACCUCCUGGACUCACUGUAAGACCCUCAGACCUCUGACAUCUAACCUUGAGGCUACCAUAAUCAGAAUGUUUCCGACUUUACCCUUUUGGCGACCAGAUCAAAACAUUACGUUUUUACGUUUUCAGUUGAAUUGUAGUUUUCUGAACUGCCCUGUGUCUCUAUCUCCCACACAGAGAGGGCUUUAGUGAGAAGUGUGUCAUGAACAACUACUUUGGCGUUGGGCUGGAUGCUAAGAUCACCUUGGAGUUCAACAACAAGAGGGAGGAACACCCAGAGAAGUGCCGGUGAGCUCUAGGUUUAUUUCUCCUCUCUCAUCCCUCUCUACUGUCCUCUCUACUGUACUCUCAUCCCUCUCUACUGUCCUCUCUACUGUACUCUCAUCCCUCUCCACUGUCCUCUCCUCUGUCCUCUCAUCCCUCUCUACUGUCCUCUCAUCCCUCUCUACUGUCCUCUCAUCUGUCCUCUCAUCCCUCUCCACUGUCCUCUCCUCUGUCCUCUCAUCCCUCUCUACUGUCCUCUCAUCCCUCUCAACUGUACUCUCAUCCCUCUCUACUGUCCUCUCAACUGUCCUCUCAUCCCUCUCUACUGUCCUCUCAUCCUUCUCUACUGUCCUCUCAUCCCUCUCUCACUGUACUCUACCAUGCCCUCUCUACUGUCCUCUCUCCCUCUCACUGUCCCUCUCUACUGUCCUCUCAUCCCUCUCUACUGUCCUCUCAUCCCUCUCUACUGUCCUCUCAUCCCUCUCUACUGCUACUCUCAUCCCUCUCUACUGUCCUCUCAUCCCUCUCUACUGUCCUCUCUUCUGUCCUCUCAUCCCUCUCUACUGUCCUCUCAUCCCUCUCUACUGUCCUCUAUCCCUCUCUACUGUCACUCUCAUCCCUCUCUACUGUCCUCUCAAUCCCUCUCUACUGUCCUCUCGUCUUACUGUGCCUCACAUCCCUCUCUUCAUGUCCUCUCAUCCCUCUCAUACUGUCCUACCUCUUAUCUCCAUCUCUACUGUCCUCUCAUCCCUCUCUACUGUACUCCUCUCUCUAUCCUCCUCAUCCCUCUUUUCUUCUCCGACUUUUGUGUUGCACCCCCUUUUCUCUCUCUCUACUCUCUCUCUCUCUCCCCCUCAUCCCUCUCUCUCUCUCUCUCUCUCUCUCUCUCUCUCUCUCUCUCUCUCUAGGAGUCGUACUAAGAACAGGGUGUGGUAUGGUGUUCUGGGCACCAAGGAGCUCCUCCAGAGAACCUACAAGAACCUAGAACAGAAGGUUCAACUGGAGGUGAGAGAAUUAAAAUUACCAUAGAAUUUUAAUUACUAGAAGGUACAUUCCCAUUCAAAUCAAUGUUUAGUGGUGGAUAGAAUGGCGGCCAUAUUGGGUGUAUCAAAGGGAAUGAUUACCAGUACAUACCCCUGCCAGUCUGCAGCUUCUCCGUGUUGAAAUAGAACCUAACUAACUCUUUGUGUGUGUUUCUUAGAACCUAACUAACUGUUUGUGUGUGUUUAUGUGUGUGUGUGUGUGUGUGUGUGUGUGUUCCAGUGUGAUGGUCAGUACAUCCCCCUGCCCAGCCUUCAGGGCAUUGCGGUGCUGAAUAUCCCCAGCUACGCUGGAGGAACCAACUUCUGGGGAGGCACCAAGGAGGACGACGUGAGUACUGUUCUGUAUGUGUGUGUGUGAGUGUACUACUCGGCUUGGCUCAGUAGUGUGAAAAGUGUCUUAGUGUUUUCUUCUUGAGGAUAAUGUACGGGAGGCAAAAUGAGAGUCAUGCUUUUGGUAUUUGCACGUGAUAACCUGUUUACGCCACUAAGUGGCAGCUCAACCCUGUUGGAGAAGAGGCAAAGAGAAUGAUAACUUUUGGGUUACUGUUGUUCAGUAGGUGUGUUUCCUACUGGAGCUGAUUUGGUCCUGUGACAAGUUUUAGAUGUGUUUAAACCCUCUCCUCUCUCUCCCAGUGUCUGGGCCUGAGUAGGACCCCUGGUGAGAGAGGUGGCCAUCUAUCGGCCUGUUUGUUUAAGACUCAGAAAGUACAAGGGCUGUUGAUAGAUUGGAGUGUCGGUUUGCUACUCACGCGCAGACGCACACACACACCUCCCUGGUGGGGCCCCUAGUCCAGUGAGGUUACCUCUGUCUGUCUGUGACAUGGUGUUGUUAUGUAAUGGCUGUGCUGGGGCAGAGGAAGCAGCUGGGAGAGAACAUUCAGUGGAACUGAUCCAACACACAUGUCAUCCUGAAAGUUUACUCUCUAUCUCUAAACACACACACACACUUACAGUAAAUUCACACGCACACACAUACUUAUUUCUUAGCCUGUGUUCAAACUAUAAACCAUCUACAGACCCGGUUGCAUUGAUGUGUUAUUGUGAGUAGGGUUCCACCUAGUGGAAUUAGUCUGAACUACAAUACAAUAGGUCACAACAUCUCUCUCUUUGAGCCUUUGAUGCGCAGCAAGCUAAAUAGUACAGAUCUGCAUUAAAGUGGCAUUUCUGAGUGGAUCAGAGAAAUUGUGUAGUAGAAUGAUGUCUAAUUCAUCAUUACCUUGACCUUAUCAUGGACAAUGUGGACAGAGAAAUCAAUAUCAAGUCAGAGAGACCUUUCACUCCAGACAGUCUUUCAAUCUAAAUUCUAACCCCUCGUUUUCACUAGAUUAUUUGGAGUUGAAGGAAUUGUCAGAAGACAUUCAUUUUCAAUGAAGGGAGAUCAAUGAUGGUGAUGGUGAUGAUGACGAUGGUGGUGAUUGUGAUAAUGAUCAAAUCAAUUGUAUUUGUCAAAUGCGCCGAAUACAACAGGUGUAGACCUUACCGUGAAAUGCUUACUUACAAGCCCUUAACCAACAAUGCAGUUCAAGAAAUAGAGUUAAGAAAAUAUUUACUAAAUAAACUAAAGUAAAAAAUAAAAUAAAAAGUAACACAAUAAAAUAAUAAUAACAAGGCUAUAUACAGGGGGUACCGGUACUGAGUCAAUGUGCGGGGGUAAAGGUUAGUCAAGGUAAUUUGUACAUGUAGGUGGGGGUAAAGUGGCUAUGCAUAGAUAAUAAACAGCGAGUAGCAGCAGUGUAAAAACACAGGGGGGGGGGGGGUAGUUGUCAACGUAAAUAGUCCGGGCGGCCAUUUGAUUAAUUGUUAAGCAGUGUUAUGGCUUGGUGGUAGAAGCUGUUAAGGAGCCUUUUGGACAUAUACUUGGCGCUCCGGUACUGCAUGCAGUGAGGCAGCAGAGAGAACAGUCUAUGAGUCUUUGGAAAAUGUUUGGGACUUCCUCUGACACUGCCUAGUAUGUACACUACCAGUCAAAAGUUUGGACACCUACUCAUUCAAGGAUUUGUCUUUAUUUUUACUAUUCUUUACAUUGUAGAAUAAUAGUGAAGACAUCAAAACUAUGGAAUAACACAUACGAAUCAUGUAGUAACCAAAAAAGUGGUAUUUGAGAUUCUUCAAAUAUCCACCCUUUGCCUUGAUGACAGUUUUGCACACUCUUGGCAUUCUCUCAACCAGCUUCAUAAGGUAGUCACCUGGAAUGCAUUUCAGUUAACAAGUGUGCCUUCUUAAAAGUUAAUUUGUGGAAUUUCUUUCUUUCUUAAUGCAUAUGAGCCAAUCAGUUGUGUGGUGACAAGGUAGGGGGGGUAUACAGAAGAUAGCCCUAUUUGGUAAAAGACCAAGUCCAUAUUAUGGCAAGAACAGCUCAAAUAAGUAAAGAGAAAUGACAGUCUAUCAUUACUUUAAGACAUGAAGGUAAGUCAAUACAGAACAUUUCAAGAACUUUGAAAGUUUCUUCAAGUGCAGUCACAAAAACCAUCAAGCGCUAUGAUGAAACUGGCUCUCAUGAGGACCACCACAGGAAUGGAAGACCCAGAGUUACCUCUGCUGCAGAGGAUAAGUUCAUUAGAGUUACCAGCCUCAGAAAUUGCAGCCCAAAUAAAUGCUUAACGGAGUUCAAGUCACAGACACAUCUUAACAUCAACUGUUCAGAGGGGACUGUGAAUCAAGCCUUCAUGGUCGAAUUGCUGCAAAGAACCCCCUACUGAAGGACACUAAUAAUAAGAAGAGACCUGCUUGGGCCAAGAAACACGAGCAAUGGAAAUUAGACCGGUGGAAAUGUGUCCUUUGGUCUGGAGUCCAAAUUUGAGAUUUUUGGUUCCAACCGCUGGGUUUUUGUGAGACGCGGUGUGGGUGAACGGAUGAUCUCCGGAUGUGUAUUUCUCACCAUAAAGCAUGGAGGAGGAGGUGUUAUGGUGUGGGGGUGCUUUGCUGGUGACACUGUCUGUGAUUUAUUUAGAAUGCAAGGCACACUUAACCAGCAUGGCUACCACAGCAUUCUGCAGCGAUAUGCCAUGCCAUCUGGUUUGGGCUUAGUGGGACUAUCAGGCUGUGUAAGGGCUAUUUUACCAAGAAGGAGAGUGAUGGAGUGCUGCAUCAGAUGACCUGGCCUCCACAAUCCACCGACCUCAACCCAAUUGAGAUGGUUUGGGAUGAGUCGGAUGGCAGAGUGAAGGAAAAGCAGCCAACAAGUGCUCAGCAUAUGUGGGAACUCCUUCAAGACUGUUGGAAAAGCAUUCCCGGUGAAGCUCGUUGAGAGAAUGCCAAGAGUGUGCAAAGCUGUCAUCAAGGCAAAGGUUGGCUAUUUGAAGAAUCUCAAAUAUAAAAUAUAUUUUGAUUUGUUUAACACUUUUUUGGUUACUACAGGAUUCCAUAUGUGUUAUUUCAUAGUUUUGAUGUCUUCACUAUUAUUCUACAAUGUAGAAAAUAGUCAAAAUAAAGAAAAACCCUUGAAUGAGUAGGUUUGUCCAAACUUUUGACUGGUACUGUAGGUCCUGAUGGCAGGAAGCUUGGCCCCAGUGAUGUACAGGGCCAUACGCACUACCCUCUGUAGCGCCUUACGGUCGGAUGCCGAGCAGUUGCCAUACCAGGCAGUGAUGCAACCGGUCAGAAUGCUCUUGAUGGAGCAGCUGUAUAACUUUUUGAGGAUCUGAGGACCCAUGCCAAAUCUUUUCAGUCUCCUGAGGGGGAAAAGGCGUUGUCGUGCCGUCUUCACGACUGUCUUGGUGUGUUUGGACCAUGAUAGUUUGUUGGUGAUGUGGACACCAAGGAACUUGACUCUCUCGACCCGCUCCACUACAGCCCCGUCGAUGUGAAUGGGGCCGUGUUCUGCCCUCCUUUUCCUGUAGUCCACGAUCAGCUUCUUUGUCUUGCUCAUGUUGAGGGAGAGGUUGUUGUUCUGGCACCACACUGCCAGGUCUCUGACCUCCUCCCUAUAGGCUGUCUCAUCGUUGUCGGUGAUCAGGCCUACCACUGUUGUGUCGUCAGCAAGCUUAAUGAUGGUGUUGGAGUCGUGCUUGGCCACGUAGUCUUGGGUGAACAGGGAGUACAGGAGGGGACUAAGCACGCACCCCUGAGGUGCCCCUGUGUUGAGGAUCAGCGUGGCAGAUGUGUUGUUGCCUACCCUUACCACCUGGGGGCGGCCCGUCAGGAAGUCCAGGAUCCAAUUGCAGAGGGAGGUGUUUAGUCCCAGGGUCCUUAGCUUAGUGAUGAGCGUUGUGGGCACUAUGGUGUUGAACGCUGAGCUUUAGUCAAUGAACAGCAUUCUCACAUAGGAGUGCGAUUGAGAUUGCGUCAUCUGUGGAUCUGUUGGGGCGGUAUGCGAAUUGGAGUGGGUCUAGUGUUUCCGGCAUGAUGGUGUUGAUGUGAGCCAUGACCAGCCUUUCAAAGCACUUCAUGGCUACCGACGUGACUGCUACGGGGCGGUAGUCAUUUAGGCAGGUUACCUUCGCUUUCUUGGGCACAGGGACUAUGGUGGUCUGCUUGAAACAUGUAGGUAUUACAGACUCGGUCAGGGAGAGGUUGAAAAUGUCAGUGAAGACACUUGCCAGUUGGUCAGCGCAUGCUCUGAGUACACGUCCUGGUAAUCCGUCUGGACCCGUGGCCUUGUGAAUGUUGACCUGUUUAAAGGUCUUGCUCACAUCGGCUACGGAGAGCGUGAUCACACAGUAGUCCGGAAACAGCUGGUGCUGAUGUGUAUUCUUUAAAGAAUUAGGAGAUAGAACUGGGUUAAUCACGAACAUUGAGUUAGAAUUGUUUGUUACUGGGCUAGGAAUUUAAUUGGGACAUUUCACUGUGUGUGUGGGGGAGUAGAGAGGAAAUCUGCCCUAGGGUCAGAUUGCUUGCUCUUACUUAAAUCCAUGGCGGUCUUAUCUGAUGAGAGACUGAAACUAGCUUGUGGCCUUUUGUCUCUCUCUUCAAACACAGUGAAGGGAGCGGCACCAGGGUUGAAUAGAGUUUGGGCUAGACCUUUGUCUCCUUGGUAUCUUCUUGAUUGAUUACAGCAUGAGGGGGUAAGGUUUGUGUGAUUUAGGGCCUUGUCAUGUUUAAACUAAACAUGAGUGUGUGUGCAAGACAGGGGAGCGAGUGAUUUGUUUGAGUAAUAGUUCAGCUGUCCGCAGGGACAAAGGAAGUGGGUGUGGAGUGAUAAAGAGCGGGAAACUGAAGAGGGAGGGAUUUAGAGCUAGAAGAGUUGGGGAAAAUUGUAUAUAAUGUGACGUGAGGAAAACAGAAUGGGGUGCCACACUGCAGACUGGUAUUGGCUUUGUUGAAAACUUUAAUAAAGUCAUUUCUUGAUGCAACAAAAACUCUGUAAGACCUUAUUUGUAAUAAAGUAUAGUGGUUAUUUUCCACAACAGUGCUCUCAUGCAUGCUUCACUGUUGCUUGCCUCGAAGCGAGCAUAAAAGGCAUUUAGCCCGUCUGGUAGGCUCGCGUCACUGGGCAGCUCGCGGCUGGGUUUCCCUUUGUAGUCCGUAAUAGUUUGCAGGCCCUGCCACAUCCAACGAGUGUCAGAGCCGGUGUAGUAGGAUUCAAUCUUAGUCCUGUAUUGAUGCUUUGCCUGUUUGAUGGUUCGUCUGAGGGCAUAGCGGGAUUUCUUAAAAGCGUACGGAUUAGUGUCCCGCUCCUUGAAAGUGGCAGCUCUAGCCUUUAGCUCGGUGUGGAUGUUGUCUGUAAUCCAUGGCUUCUGGUUGGGGUAUGUACGUACGGUCACUGUGGGGACAACGUCGUCGAUGCACUUAUUGAUAAAGCCGGUGACUGAGGUGGUAUACUCCUCAAUGCCAUUUGCUCAAUCCCGGAACAUAUUCAAGUCUCUGCUAGCAAAACCGUCUUGUAGCGUAGCAUCCGCGUCAUCUGACCAUUUCCGUAUUGAGCGAGUCACUGGUACUUCCUGCUUUAGUUUUUGCUUGUAAGCAGGAAUCAGGAGGAUAGAAUUAUGGUCAGAUUUAGUCAAUGAACAGCAUUCAUUUGGAGGCCGAGGGAGAGCUUUGUAUGCGUCUCUGUGUGUGGAGUAAAGGUGGUCUAGAGUUUAUUUUUUUCUCUGGUUGCACAUGUGACAUGCUGGUAGAAAUGAUGUAAAAUGGAUUUAAGUUUGCCUGCAUUAAAGUCCCCGGCCGCUAGGAGCGCCGCUUCUGGAUGAGCAUUUUCUUGUUUGCUUAUGGCCUUAUACAGCUCAUUGAGUGCGGUCUUAGUGCCAGCAUCGGUUUGUGGUGGUAAAUAGACGGCUACGAAAAAUAUAGAUGAAAACUCUCUUGGUAGAUAGAGUACCUCAUGAUAAGCUGUAGACCACACUAUCUCAGGCGAGCAAUACCUCGAGACUUCCUUAAUAUUAUACAUUGCGCAGCAGCUGUUAUUGACAAAUAGACACACACCACCAUCCCUCGUCUUACCGGACGUAGCUGUUCUGUCCUGCCGAUGCACGGAAAAUCCAGCUAACUGUAUAUUAUCCGUGUCGUCGUUCAGCCACAACUCGGUAAAACAUAAGAUAUUACCGUUUUUUAAUGUCCCGUUGGUAGGAUAGUCUUGAACGGAGCUCAUCCAUUUUAUUCUCCAUUGAUUGCACGUUGGCCAAUAGAACGCAUGGUAGAGGUGGGUUUCCCACUUGCCGACGAAUUCUCACAAGGCACCCCGAUCUCCGCCCCCUGUACCUCCGUCUUUCCAUCACACGAAUGACUGAUAUUUGGGCCUGGUUUUGGAGAAACAGUAUAUCCUUCGCGAUGGACUCAUUAAAUAAAUAAUCUUUGUCCAGUUCGAGGUGAGUAAUCCCUGUUCUGAUAUCCAGAAGCUCUUUUCGGUCAUAAGAGACAGUAGCAGCAACAUUAUGUACAAAAUAAGUUACAAACAAUGUGAAAAAACACACAAAAUAGCACAGUUGGUUAGGAGCCCGUAAAACGGCAGCCAUCCCCUCCGGCGCCAUUCUCCCCUCAUGAUGAUGAUGAGGAUGAUGUAUCCACACAGUAAGCAUCAUCAAAAUGCUUUAAAGCAAUGUACUGUAAAUGCGUUCAUUGUCUUUUAACCCCUGCCUCUAUUAUUGUGUGUGUGUGUGUGUGUGUUGUGUGUGUGUGUGUGUGUGUGUUGUGUGUCUGUGUGUGUGUUUAGAUCUUCUGUGCCCCGUCGUUCGAUGAUAAGAUCCUGGAGGUGGUAGCAGUGUUCGGCAGUAUGCAGAUGGCUGUGUCCAGAGUCAUCAAACUGCAACACCACCGCAUAGCACAGGUAACACACCCGUGCGAACACGCACACACUACUUGUAUCAUACUGUCGUUUUUCAUCAUAUGACUCUUUCCUCCCCGGUCAGUGUCGCUCAGUGAAGAUCACUAUCCUGGGAGAUGAGGGUGUUCCUAUCCAAGUGGACGGAGAGGCCUGGAUACAACCUCCUGGAGUCAUCAAGAUCCAACACAAGAACAGAGCCCAGAUGUUGACCAGAGACAGGGUGAGCGAGAGAUAGAGUGAAGGAGGAGGAGGGGUGUAGGAAGGAGGGAGGGAGUCCCAGAGUGUGAGAAAAAGAGGACAUACAGUCAAUGGUGAUUAAUAUAGAGAGGAAGGGAGAGAAAGAGAUGCUGAGAGGAAGAGAGAAAAGGGGAUGCCCUGUCUCUGUCUGUGGAUGUGAACUCCUAUCCUCCCUGUCAAUGUGCAGGCGUUUGAGAACACUCUGAAGUCAUGGGAGGACAAGCUGAAGUAUGACAAGCUGCCUCUGCGGCCUCACCUCUACCCCCAGCAGUCUGUGGACCUUGCCACUGAGGAGGAGGUAGCCCUCGUACAGCUGGUUGCCCGUGCCGCGGACGAGCUCAUCACCAGGUACACACGCACACGCACACGCACACGCACACACACACACACACACACACACACACACAACCACCAUAUUUCACUCCCUUUUAAACUGUUAUCUGUCAUUAUAUUGAAUAUUGUACCUGUAAACCCUCUGUCAAUCAGCAGUCAGAACUGUGCCCUCUGACUCCCCUCUCCAAUCACAGGAUCUGUGAGGCAGCCAAGACCAAUGGGCUUCUAGAGCAGGAGCUUGCUCACGCCGUCAAUGCCUCUUCACAUGCCAUCAACAAGACACAUCCCAAGUUCCCAGAGGUUAGUGACGUCAUCAACAGGUUAUGUGUGUGAUAUGAGGAUUGUGUGUGUGUGAUUUUAGUUGUCUAAUAUCAUGUUUGUUUGUAUUGCCUUGUCGCCAGAGUAUGGCCAGGAACACUGCUAUAGAAGUAGCCAGUAAUGUGAAGGCUUUACACAACGAGACUGAAUCCCUUCUGGUGGGACGAGUAUCACUGGUGAGUUACAAUCUAGGAGGAUGAGCAGGGUCUAGGAUCAGUUUAGCCUUCCUAAAUCCUAACCUGAACCAUUUAGGAGGGAAAACGCAAAACUGACCUUAGACCAGUGUCGAAGGGCAACUUCAUCUUACACAGUUCUCUGUACAGAAAAUGUAUUUAUCUCCUUCCUACCCAUCUCCUGUGUGUGUCCAUCCGCAGCAACUGGAACCCUCAGAUGAAGAGUCUUUAUCCAGUGCUCUGCAGAGUGUGGAGAUGGAGCUAGGCAAACUAGUUGAUAUCCCCUGGUUAUACCAUAUACUGCAGCCCAAUGAAGAUGAGGUGAGAACACACACACACACACACACACACACACACCACACACACACACACACACACACACACACACACACACACACACACACACACACUUCUAAUCCUACACCUGUGUCCAUCUCAGGACCCCUCGUUAGAGUAUGGCAAGAGGAACAGUCGUAGCAGCAUGUUCAGAAUCGUGCCAAAGUUCAAGAAAGAGAAAGCUACCAAGAAGACCAGCCCUCAGUCAGGUAAGUGUUGGUCUUCUGUGUCUCUCUCCACAGGCUUUGUAUACACACGCACACACACAAACAUACACACACGAAACAGGAGUGUGUAUAUAAUGUGUAAAUAUCACAAUACAUUGUUUUUGUUUUAUCGGCUGUUGGAGAAAGUAACUACAUAGGUUUAGAACUAAGGUCUUUAAGGUCUCUGUGGCCUACAUAUAGUGGUUGUAAUGCAUUAUAAGCACCCAGUGUGGUGUCAGGGAUUGUCUCUGUGAACUCUGUCUCCCCGGUCCUCAGUCUGACCCAGCCAUCCAAGAGCACCCCUCUUCUCUCUGUUCAUGGUCUCAUCUACCUGUCUACACAUGUACAGCAGGCACAAACCAAGGCCAAAGACAGGGUGAGGGUGGUGAACGCAGGGCCAAAAACCCUGGGGUUGCCCAGAGAAAGACAUUUCCUGUAUUAGAACACCAUUUCGCCUUCAUGACGACUGAUACAACUGAACAUUGACUGCAUUUGUUUAUGAAUAUUACUUCCAAUUGAACAUGAAAACAAUCAAUAUCUACUGUAUGCUUGCUUCAGCUGAACUCUCGUCUCAUAAACUCUUGUCUCAUUGUUAUGGGGUGAAAUGAGAUAUGAUGCUAGCGACAUCAGACCGUAGAAUGGAUACAAAUAGAAUGCCAGGGGUUGGCUGGUCCUCUGCUUUAGGACCCCGUCUGAUUGGUUGGGAGUGUGUUAGUCCCGCCUACAGUGAGGCAGGGCAAGGUGUUGAUUGGGUGGGGCGUUCCUGUAGGUUGCACAGGCUUCCGCCUCCCUCUCCCUCCUACUUCCUGUACGUCUGUGUUCUGAUUGGUGGAUAACCUGCAUGCCCUCAGCCUCUCUGGAAGGCCAUUGGCCACAGCCCUGUUUUCCGACCAACCAACCUCUGACAUCUCUGUUAACCCCUCCUCUUUCCCACCAUUUGCUGCCGCCUUUCCUCUCCCUCCCUCCCUUCCUUCCUUUCUUCCUCUACCUCUCCUCCUCUCUCUGUUUUCCUAUCCCUCUAUUGGGAUUGUCUCUCUCUGAGUGUGUGUGUGCACGCGAGCAAGGGUCUCAGACACUGAGCGAGCCCCUUCUUGCUCUAUAUGUGUGUGUAGUGGAGAGAUGGGGCACAGAGGAAGUGGGCGUCUGGCUGGAGCAACUCAGUCUGGGAGAGUACAGAGACACCUUCACACGCCACGACAUCCGAGGCUCCGAACUGCUGCACCUGGAGAGGAGGGACCUGAAGGUACACGCACACACACACUCAAACACACACGCUAAUGCAUACACACACUCACUCACACACACACCCGUUACCUCAUCUAUCCCCAGAUCAAAACUCUUUCUCUCUUCCCCUCCGUUUCUCUCCAUCUCUUUCUCUCUGAUUCUGUUGGCCGUUAGCUGUCUCCCUGUUUGCUACUCUGUGCUGCACUGCUCUGCUUGGCUUUGUCUGUGUGUGAGAGUGUUGCUUACCUACCGCAGGAGACUGGCUGUAACUCACUAACCCCCCAGUCUCCACUGAUACUGUGUGCGAACUGGGAACGGGACAGGGCUGGGGAAUGGGGGAGGGCUGGGGGAGCAGGAGUGUUGGGUAAAGGAGGGUUGGGGUGCCACCAUAGACGAGACUAAAAGCUGUUUUAGGUAGGAGCAACAUAGAGACAGUAUUCACGGACAGAGGCAUAACAACUCCCAGUGAAGCCGACCCCAGAGGUGUGUGAGUGAACAUGCUUUUUGGAGUGCUGCUUAACCUGGGUGACAGAUACUUGGAGUUAUAGGAGAAAGAUGUCCAAUGUUGACUCCACUCUGAGAAAAUACCUCAGCGAGAAACAAGGGAUAUCCCACUGCACACUUUAGACACCUUGUUUAUCACCAAAACAUCCAUGGAGAUGGAGUGUCAUUUAAACUUGUUUAUUAAAAAAACAUUGUUUAUCAGAGUUUCAUAUACCAAUGAUGCUAAUGGAUCUACAGUAGGGGGAUUGAAUGAGGGCAAAGCGAGGGGAUGACUUUCUGACAUUGGACAGUAAUAGACACACACGUGCCCACAUCCAUAUGAGCAACAGGCCUACCAUACCUUGGACUGUGCCAGUGUUUCUCUCUCUCUCUCUCUGUGUGUGUGUGUGUGUGUGUGUGUGUGUGUGUGUGUGUGUGUGUGUGUGUGUGUGUGUGUGUGUGUGUGUGUCCCCUCAUUCCAAAUCUGUCCCCUCCAUAUUGCUAUGGCAAUACCACCAUUAUCUAGCGAAAAAACAUAAUUGGAAGUUUCUUCCUAAACACUAUUACAUAAUUAUAAUUGAUCAAUAUUUAGAAACAUGGUAACACUUUACUUAAAGGUCCAAUGCAGAUGUUUUUUUUCUCUUCUCAACAGCAAAUUAUUUCUGGGUAACAAUUAAGUACCUUACUGUGGUUGUUUUCAAUUAAAAUUGUCAAAAAUAAACAAAAAUAGCUUCUUAGCAAAGGGACAUUUAUCAAGAAAGAUUUUUGCUAGGACUGUCUGGGAGUGGUGAGGGGAUAACUGAAAACUAGCUGUUAUUGGCAGAGAGGUUUGGAACUAUUUUUCUUAUUUGUCUAUGAACUAAUUUAAUGUAUGGUGAUGUCACCAUGGAAGGCCAAAACCCCAUCCCACAAAAACAGGCAGAAAUUUCAGCCGGUCUUUUCAAACAGCUCAUACACUAAAAGGGCAUUAUCAUAAUUGUCACAAUUUCACAGUAAUAUUCCAACCUCAUAGUGUGGAAAUGUAUAUAAAACACAGGAAAAUCACAUUUUCCACUGUACUGGGCCUUUAACACUUACAGGUAUAAUAUGCAGUUUUAAUGCAUUGUAAGACUUGUCAUACGCAUGUAAGAGGACCUUCCCACUGGGCAAAAACUGGUUGAAUCAAUGUUGUUUCCACGUCAUCUCAACAAACAAACAAAUAUGUGAUGAUGUUGAAUCAAUGUGGAAAACUGAUUGGAUUUGCGAAAAAUCACCAAAAUGUUACCUAAAAUGUUGACUACCCAACCAAUUGUAAAUCAAAACUAGACGUUGAAAUGACAUCUGUGCCCAGUGGGUUAUAAUGCUUUGCAGCAUAUAAGUAUUAAAUAUAUUUAAGCAAUAAGGCCCGAGGAGGUGUGGUAUAUGGCCAGUAUACCACGGCUAAGGGCUGUUCUUAUGCACAACGCAACGCGGCGUUCCUGGAUACAGCCCUUAGCCUUGGUAUAUUGUCAAUAUACCACAAACGCCCGAGGUGCCUUGUUGCGAUUAUAAACUGGUUGCCAACGUAAUUAGAGCAGUAAAAAUACAUGUUUUGUAGGGGUGUAACGAUUCGUUUUAACAACGAUUCGAUUUGUAUCACGAUUCGUGGUUGUCGAUACGAUUCAAGGACGAUAUUGGUUCAUUUAGAACGAUACGAUCCGAAACGAUUCAGUGACUUGAAAUCGAUUCAGUAACCUUUUAGCCAAAAAUUCAACCAGUGUGACUGAAAUAAAUACCUGGAUACUGGACAGUGCAGGUGAAGUUUCCUAGAUUCCUGUUUCUUGUAAGGACCGCAAUGGUGGCUUGAUAAUUUCUCACUCGUCGGCUUCUCCUCUGUCGUCCGCCAUGCUAUGUUUUGUUGUCUUUGCGCCUUUGCGCUGCUGCUGGCGCGGGGCGAUGACGUCACGGAUAGGCAGACUGAAUCGAGUAAUGUUUAAAGCCUUUAUCAUUAAAAGUGCUAAGAAAAAACAUCCAUAUAAAGUCUGACGUGCUUAAAUCCAAUGGGUUAUUUCCUAGUAUCGAUACAAUCGAUUUAUUACAUUUUAAAACGAUGUUAGAUUGAUAUAUGUUGUCCAAAAGGCCAACUCGCCGAGCACAGAUCGAUGUAGUUGGAUCAUAGGAAUAUAAAUAGAUACAUCAAUGUAGUAGAUGGAUCGUUACACCCCUAAUGUUUUGUCAUACCCGUGGUAUACAGUACGAUCUGAUAUACCACGGCUUUCAGCCAAUCAGCAUUCAGGGCUCGAACCACCCAGUUUAUAAUCCUUAUUAUAAGACAUUUUGAGUGCCUAAAGCAUGCCAUUUGGCUUUAAUUAGUGUUACCAAACUAUCACACAGAAAAUGGCCAAAGGAUCAUACAUACGAACAGUGGCAGCUACAUGCUGUUCAGUAGUGUGCUCCACGUUUGAAUAUUUGCAAUGGUUAUUGAAAGGUAGGUACAGCACAACACAACAUGUCUGUUCACACUGUCUGUUUUGUCAUUGACCAGAAUAUAUUGUUUUUACAGUACAUGACCUGUUGCUUUGUACUAUCUGGCACUAUGGGACAUAUUCAGCACACAUGAAGUGAAACAUGUAUUACUGGCUGCCUUUAAAGCUAGAUUCCGUCGUUGCUAUGUCCAUUUUUUGACUUAUAAAUUAAUCAUAUAUACCUGUUGAUUCUUGAAGAAUAUAACUUAUAAAUCCAUCAUGGGCUUAGUUUAACUGUCACACCCCAUCAGAACCCCAAAUAUAAGCGUGUUUUACUCCAAUGUUUGUAAACAACUAUAUGUAAACAAACAUUGUAUAGCCUCAAAACAUGGUUAAAACUAUAAUUUUGGCCAUUCUUGAAUGCACAUUGGAAACUCUUGAGCAUGAAAAACCCAGCAGGGUUGCAGUUCUUGACACAAACUGGUGCGCCUGGCACCUACUACCAUACCCAGUUCAAAGGAACUUAAAUAUUUUGUCUUGCCAAUUCACACUCUGAAUGGUACACAUACACAAUCCAUGUCUCAAUUGUCUCAAGGCUUAAAAAUCCUUCUUUAACCUGUCUUCUCCCCUUCAUCUACAAUGAUUGAAGUGAAUUUAUCAAGUGGCAUCAAUAAAGGAUCAUAGCUUUCACCUGGAUUCACCUGGUCAGUCUAUGUCAUGGAAAGAACAGAUGUCCUUAAUGUUUUGUAUACUCAGUGUAGAUACUGCUCCUACUUCAUAGAUCCUACUAUAUUGACACUAUAAAUCUUAGUAUAAAGUGGCAAAAUGAGUGUCUGCGUUACAGGGUGUGCAAGAGCAAGACGUAAAACAAAAACAUAAAACGGAGAUAGUGAUUCAAAAUGAAGAUAUAAAAGAAAAUGAUUUCCAUAAUUAUUUCGUUUUUAAAUAGUAGAAUCAAUGUUCUUAAGAUGUUGUCUUCUCUCCACAGGAUCUGGGGAUAUCGAAAGUGGGUCAUAUGAAGAGAAUUCUUCAGGGAACUAAGGACCUGGCUAAGACCGCCAUGAUUGACCUC
Molecule: messenger RNA, 40766 nt
Organism: Coregonus sp. 'balchen'
Lineage: Eukaryota; Metazoa; Chordata; Actinopteri; Salmoniformes; Salmonidae
Source: the annotation of a GenBank genome assembly